AUGAAUUCUGUUAAAGUAAAUACAAGUUCAAAAUCUUUUAAAGCUAUCAAUAGUGUUUUCACUAAAGAUGAUAUUAUUCCAAUUCAAAAAUUUAUAUCUUCCAACAAGUCGAAAAAGGCUGACAAUAAUGAUAAAACUACAACUACUACUAUAGAUUCAGAUCAGUCGGCAGGACCAAAGGAUAUUAUCACCCAUUUUGAUGCUGAUACUGGUAACAAUAACAAAAAUAAGACAACUACAGCUACAGAUGACGACAAUGAGAACAAAAAUGAGAACGAAGAGGAUGAGGAAAAGAAAAAUUACGAUAGUCCUGUUUGUUCAGAUAAUGAAGCUGAUAUUUUAUUUUCACCUUUAUUCGAUACAAAUGAUGAUAACGAAGAUGAAGAUGAAUUCGAUAAAGGUCUGUUAUCCCCUAUUUACUUCUCUUGUCAAUAUCCAAAACGUUUCCAUCACCAUCAUAAUAGUAGCACAACUGCUUCUUCAAAACUAUUAAAUGGUGUUACUCCAGUGAAUACCCUAAACCAAGACGCUGCUGUAACUUCAAACGACGAUAAGUCUCAGAAUGUCGAAAUGGUCUCCAAAAGCAAUGCUGGUUCCAAUACUGUUGUAACUUCCACAACUAUCAAUAACAAUAAAUCUAUAUCUGCAUCUCAAAUUGAAAAUGCCAACAAUGGUGUAUUCACAUUGUUUGGUGAAGAAAAUACACAUGAUAUUACAUCACCAAAAUCUUCAUCAAUCAAUCAUAAUUCUAUAACGAAUGAUUUCUGGAGAGAAGUCAAAACUUCAGAUGAUUUAUCAAUUGAUUAUAUGCCUGUUCAAACAAAUGACGAAUUAACUGAAAUUGCAAACAGUUCAAUUUCUACUAAUCCUUCAACUCCAAAGCAUACCCCAAUUGAAGAAUUCAUCACUGAAGAUUUAAAACAAUCUUUCACUUCUCACAUAGAAUCAAAUACUUCGAUUCUAGAUCCAAAUGAUGAUAAUUUAAAUUAUAAAAUUAAAUUAUUAUCUUAUAGAAAUUCUCAAGGUAAUUUAAACUUACCAAUUGCAUUAUCUAAUUCACAAAAGCAUAAAAUUGAUAAAAUAUCAAAAAAGAGGAAAAGGAAGAAUAAUUAUUUAAAAAAAAACGCCAUUAGGAGGAAAAGUGGUGUUUGGCAAAUGGUUUCAACCAAUAUCGGUAUUGGUGAAUUUAUGUUAUAA
Molecule: messenger RNA, 1197 nt
Organism: Vanderwaltozyma polyspora DSM 70294
Lineage: Eukaryota; Fungi; Ascomycota; Saccharomycetes; Saccharomycetales; Saccharomycetaceae
Exons: 1
Coding region: 1-1197 (398 amino acids)
Source: RefSeq, a predicted model, not a curated record